CGGCCGCUCGCACCACCACAUCCAGUCCUGCACGUCUUUCUCGACUAAGUGGAAGGAGGGCUACGGCGGGAGCAAGGUUAGGGAGGGUCCCCUCAGGAGGUCGCCCCUCUCGAUCUCCUCCGGCCUGCCUCCUCCGUGGGCUCAACAGGCUCAACAGGAGGAGUACCACAUACCGCCGCCGCCUGUGGUGAGGUCGGCGAAGGAGAGGCUGGAGGCCGGCAGGGAGCAGCGCAGGCUACCGCUCGCACUGCUGCCGUGGGCGGCUGGUGAGCUCCUCCUGUGCUGCACAUCUCCGAUGCGUUGUGCUAGACUCCUCUACAUGAGGACGCCGGCCAGCAGUACAACAACCUGUCCCUUUCCACCUCUUCUUCCAAGGAGACCUACAGCUGGUGGCUGGCUGGAUCAGCGCACCGCCGAAGGAUUGGUUGGUGGCCGGCGGAAGCAGCGCAAGCCGCCGCUCGCACCGCCCCAGUGUGUGUUUCCAUUGCUUCAAGGGGCGGCUGGUGAGAUCUGCCCGUGCUACACGUCUCCAGUGCAUCGUGCUGCAGUGCCUGGACUCCUCCGACACUUCAUCGUCUUUGAGGGUGCCGACCAGCAGUACAACAGCAUAGGACGGAGAACAAUUCUACCACACGCGCAUCUUCGUUGGCAUGGUGCACGAACCACUGCUGCAACACCUAGAGAGCAGCACAUCCUGCCGCCACUUAUGGUGAGGUCGCUGAAGGAGUGGCUGGUGGCCGGCGGGGAGCAGCGCAGGCCGCCACGUGCCUUGCCGUCGCUUAAAGGGGCGGUUGGUGAGAUCCGCCCGUGCUGCACAUCUCCGAUGCGUUGUGCUGGAGUGCCUGGAUUCCUCCGCACGAGGACGCCAGCCAGCAGUACAACAACUUGUCCCUCUCCACCUCUUCUUCCAAGGAGACCUGCAGCUGGUGGCUAGCUGGGUCAGUGCGCCACCGGAGGAGCAGUUGGUGGCCGGCGGAAGAAGCGCAAGCCGCGGCUCACACCACCGCCGCCCGCGUUGCCGUCGCUUGAAGAGGCGGCUGGUGGGCUCUGCCCGUGCUACCAGCAUAGGAUGGAGAACGAUUCUACCUGCAUAAACUUGGAUGUUAUGCUAAAUUGAUUGACUUUGAUACUUGCUACAUUAUGAACAAUGAUUAUUGUAGCUAAUAAGAUGGUUGUUUCAUUUUUUCAGCAUAGGAUGGAGAAUGAUUCUACCACAUGGGCAUGAAAUGAAAAAAUAAUCGCUGUUGCAAUCUCUUCCUCUUUUGUUCGAAUUUAGGAGGGCUUUUCGAUAAUUAUGUCUGAUAUCUUUGUCUUACCAGUGUUGUUUGAUUUAUAAUUUUAGGCCAUGGUCUUCUUAUCAAUAUGAGUGCUGUAAAUAAUAUAUUGGGAUGGUUGUCGCUCUAAAUUUAGGAGUAUUAAAAUUUACUAGCCUAUUUUGAACUGGUGUUUCUGUUCUCUUAUUUACUCAUAAUCUUCUAUAAUAGAUGGAAUGUACAAAGCCUCACGUGAGCUUCUUCUCUUCUUAGUCAAUUAUUCAAAUUUCAGGUGUGAAUCAUUGCUCAUUGCCGAGAUACAAUCGUGCGCCUCCAUUUCAUUCGUCUUCACUGAGUGCCUUGGCUUUCUUCUUUUUUCACUGUUGUUUUCUGAUAAUUUUUCUCGUCACAUAUAUUUUUGCAGCUGGUCCUGCAAAGGGAGACAACCUCCUCUGUAUCUUCUCUCUCGGUUGAUGGUCAUCUACUCCGCUCUAUGUGUAGGCUGUUGCCGGGAGUUAGCCCUUACCUCGCAGCCGAGAAGAGCAAGGUCUGAGGAGUGGUAGGAUAGUUUGUAUGGCUCCUUCCACUCUGGUGGUUUGGUUGGGUCUGGGUAGGCUGGUGUGAAGGUUUAGCUCAUUGUCAUGAAUGAUAGAGACGAGCCCAGGUGCUCUGUCCACUUGACUAUUCCAAGGUGGCUGCCCCAUUAUGGAUAACAAGAGAAUGUUGAAUGUCGACGCAAGAGAAGGUUAUCUGUGAAGGAGGUUUCUUGAUAAUGAUGUUUUUAUCUCAGGAUAUGUUGGCCUACUUCUGAAUACUAGAUGAUAAUUUUUUUAUUAGCUCAUUAUCCCUGCUAAAGUGUAUGGCAUCUUUUCUUUCAUCGGUUCAGUAUCUUUGCCACAACGGCAGUAAGUACUGGAUGUUUUUCUGAGGAAGGUAGAAUGGCUACUCAAGAAAAAGAAAAAGAUAUUGCAAUGCUACUAAGAAAAGGGAAAUUCAAGGCCAUCUAUUACAGUAGCCAAAAAAGGCAAUAGUACCACCCAUCAAAACAAGAAGGCAUCCAAUGAACUAUUCAGAGGGAGAUUGGAAGGGAAAGAAGAAAUGCUGAGGGGGGUUGAGGAUACAAUAGAUGACACCUAUUUGCAAUAAUCUGCUGGCUCAAAUGUUGGCGGGAGUGUGGAUAUUCUGAUUGAUGGAUUUGUCCCUCCGGCUAGCAGUUGUUGCUCCUAUGUUUACUUUAGUGCGGCUUCUACGAUCAUUUUUCCCUCUCCUCCAGCUACUGAACAGAUUUUCUUCUGGUCAGCUCUCUGUUGCAUACCAGUUAGUAAAUUACCUGUUAUUGACUUAUCGUGCUUAAAAAAUUUCAGUGGGCAAUUUUGCUUGCUUCUCUAAAAGUAGCAUAUUAAAUGGUAGCAAGGAGGAUGCUCUUCCAGCGAUAAAUUUUUUGCAGACAUUUGUUGGUUUGAACUGUCCAAAGGUAAGCAAACUAAAUCAGAUUGUUGAGCUAUCAUCAUCUGCCUGCUCAAAUUAUUUGUGAUAACGAAUGUUUAAUGUUUUUGAACUAUAUGCAAAGCUUCUAUGUGUUCUCUUAAAGAAAUAUUCCAUAGUACUUAUCGACCACGAGAUACACUACAAAGAAACCUUUGGAGUUCAUUUUCUCCCUAUAUACUCUCGGGAUCUGUUUUGUUUCUUAUUUCUACAUUGGCAACUUCCUUGCUAUAUAGAACAUGAUGAUGUUGUAUUGAACUCCAUGCCUCAAUUAGUCUUUUAUGCUAGGUAGCAUCCCUCCUGUGCAGCGUGGUAUCUUGAAAAUUAUUUCUAUGCUGCGCCCACCAGCUAUGUUAUCAUCAAUCUGGCCCAUUACCCUCCUUGAGAUGCUAUGCUAUCUUAACGGGGAAAAAGCCCCCUGCACGAGAGUAGUCAAGAAGUACGCGAACAGAAUACUGAUGCACUGGCAAAUGUCAGAAAGUGUGCUUCUGGUAAAACAUGUUAUCUUGCGUAAUUUAAGAAAUAUGAUACCUUGAGUAAUUUAUAUGUAAUUUAUCAUGGCUAUAGUUUAAUGAUACCAUAUCAAUGGCAGUGGCACAAAAGGGGAAACUAUUGUGGGCUGUGGCUGGGCCAUCCUAUUUUUUUUGUAGAAAAGCAUGUGGCAAUCAUGGCUUCUUAAUUCGGCACCGUCAAAAGUGAUUUCGAAUGAGAUGACAAUGUUAAGGUGUGAUCCCGAGUGCGUAGGUUUGAGUGGCAUCAGUUUUUGACACUGUUGGUGAUAAGGUUUCCGUGGUUGACUAUGUGAUACAGGUAGGUCUCAAGAGCCAAUGAAAAUGGAAUCUUCCUAAUAUAGAGUGUAGUGACAUUGUCGGUGUGACCAUGGAGUUCCAAAGCCAUCAAUUCCCGUUGUAGCUCGGCAGUUCCAAUAUAAUUUUUAAUUUUUUUUAAUUUAAGUAUUCAGUAUUUGACAUACAAGAUGCAGAUUUUAAAUCAACAAAAAAUGAUGUUGUCUAUAGAUUUAUACAAAAAAUAGCUGGUGGUUGUUUAUAGGUAUACUAAAUGAAUAUUUAAUUUUUUUAUUAGAUACUCCGUACUGGUUGUGAAGGGCGGGCCUGGUGCAGCGGUAGAGCCUCACCGCCUGUGACCGAGAGGUCCCAGGUUCGAGUCGCGGUCUCCUCACAUUGCACUUUGUGAGGGUAAGGCUUGCCACUAACACCUUCCCCAGACCCCGCACAGUGCGGGAGCUCUCAGCACUGGCUGAAUAGAUGGAUCGGCAACGUACAUCUGCCGAUGGCUGGGCCAUCAAGGCCUCCAGCUGCUCCUCCUACGGUGCCUCUACCGGCGCCAGGAUCUUCGUCAACCUUGCCGGGUCGGCUGCCCCGGCAUCUGCGGCUACUACGCCUGCCGGCCCCUAUACGGGACCCCCUGGUUUCCAAGGAUGGCCGGCCGGGGCGCUCAUGCCGCAGGCUGCGCCUCCUCCUCGACCGGCUGCACCUGCGCCUCCUCCUCGACAGGCUACGCCUAUUCCGAGGCCGCCACAUGGGUAUCGCCCUCCUGUACCCCAGAUGCAGUUCAUGCCUCAACCGUCGUAACCGCAGUACCAAGGUCAUUUUCAUUAUCCGCUUGCUGGACAGCCGAAUAUGGUGCAGCCACUUGUGCAGCCACCUUCAUAUCAGCAGCCACCGCCACAGCCUGGGCAAGUGAAGAAGAGAAGGAAGAAGAAGAGUGCCACUACGGUGGGGCAGCCAGUGCCUUCGGUGGGAGAUGGGCCUCCUGUGGGACAGCCAAUGCCUCCAGUGGGACAGUCUGCGCCGUUGUCUAUGGUACAGCCACAGUUGGUACCAAAUUCUGAUAUUCUUAUGACUCCUCUACAGGAGCCUGCAGGUGGAGUUGUUUCUGAGGUUCCAGUGAUGAAGCAGAAGAAGGUGGGGCGUUGUUGGAAGUGCGCCGUUAAUACGCAUGCAACAAAGGACUGUAAGGCUGUUCAUUACUGUUUAGUGUGUGAUUCUGGGGCACACCCGACCAUUCGAUGCCCAAUUCUGAAGCUGCCGAGACCUACGAGCUUUUUUGUCGGUUGUGGUAAUGAUGCCACGCUUGAUCUUCAGCUCCCGGACUCAGUCUUUAAGCCUCAGUUGAUUGCGGCUGGAGCACCUACUGCUUUGGUACAGGUGUCAGGAGAGGGAGUCGUUUCAGCUGAUGAUAUCCAGAGUCUUAUGGCCCGGAUGUGUCCUGGGAAUCCUUCCUGGAAGUGGGAGGCGGUGCCUCAUGGUGGUAAUGCUUUUCUGGUUGGUAUACCUACAGCUGAAGAUCUGUCGAGGAUUGACGGUAUGCAGAUGAGUGUGCCCAAAGUUAGUGCACAGGCUCUUGUUUCUUCUUGGGUGCAUCAGGAUAUUGCUCCGGAGUUUGUUAUGAAGCCAGUUUGGGUGCACGUCACCGGUGUACCAGAUUCUGUUCGACACUUCUUAGGCCUCUGGGCUGUGGGGUCUCUUAUUGGUACUACUCUGGAUGUGGAUUUAGUCUCCCUGCGGAGUCUGGGGAUUAUUCGUAUACUAGUGGCUAUGCGGGAUCCUUCAGUGUUGGAGAAAGAUGAUGGAUGUUUGCAGGUGAUUGCACUUUUACAGCUUAAUGGUUACAGAUUUCGCUUUCGUCGUGAAGCAGCUGGGUUUAAACCGGACCCUCGGUUUCGGCCUUUUUUCUGGAAGGACGAUGGUGAUGAUGGCGGUUCUCAUGGGUUUGAGGAUGAGAGUUUUGAUGAUGCUACAGCGGUUGCUGCGCCGGGUGCGGCGAAUAUGGAGGUAGAUGGACAUCCACCGACUCAGUCUCAGGGUGCUUCAGCGGUACCGGUUGCGCAGGUGGCUCUGACUCCAUUCAACCACUCACCGAUGACGGACACAGGACGCCAGAUUGUGGCUUGCGCCAGGACGGAGUCACCUCACCUAGUUGCUUCACGACCUUCGCUCGCUCGGUCUCUUUCUCCGUCUCGUGUUCGCACGUUCAUGCAGGGACGUACUCGACCGGGGUCUUCUCCCGCUCCUUCGCCUUCUUCGUCACGCACACCACAGGGGGUGCCGGUCCCGUCUUCUACCUCGACACAGACGGAAUCGAUACUCGGCCGGGACGCGUCACUGCCGGCGGUGCGGCCUCUCCCCGUGUCUCCAACGUGGCAAGUGGCACCACAGGUCGGGUCGGUGCUGACCAUGCAGCUGCUGUCGUCGACAGACGCGCAGCCGACCGUCGCGGCGUCCGCCUCGGGGCUCAUGCAGGGACAGCAGCCGGAUGCGGCUUCGACGCUGCACGUGGCGUCGAUCACGACGGCAACGACGCAGCGUGCCACGUCGACCGCGCCUCCGCGAGACGGGGAACGACGCAGCGCGCCUCGUCGAACGCGCCUCCGCGGAUCGUCGUCAUGGACCGUGCGGCAGCCCGCUCCCGGUCGGGCGGAGCAGGCGAGGCCGGGCGGUGGCUCGGCGGGCGGCAUCCGGUGGUGCAGCUGCCAGCCUCCUCUCGCUGUUCCUCCUCCUGUCGCUCAACCGACGGUGAGGCGAAGUGGGAGAUACGCGCUCGCGGAGGAUGACUCGGGGGUGACGGAUGAGGACGUCAUGCAGAGAGCCAUGCGACGCAAGGCGGAGAAGAACCUCGACACAGCUGGUACUAAGCAAGCUUCCAAGUCUUUUACUUCGUUUUCAGAUUCUCGUAUUUCUUCAAAUUUGUGUAGUCUUGGGGUCUCGUUGGGUAGUAGGCCUGAUGAGAUCUCGGUUUCGGCUAAUGUGUUGAGACAGACGGAGCUUGACCGUUUAACGGUUGUUCCGAAUGACUCAACUGGGCUUGAAACAUCCUUUAUAGACGAUGAGGAAGAGGAUGACAUCUUAGAUGGUCAGCUUCUCUCGGCUAUUAUUGGUAGUGUCCCAGAAGUCGACUUAGAACACUCAGAGCUUAGUUCCGUUUAUGAUCUAAGCGCGUCCGCUCGAGGUUCUAGGUCGUCGGCUGGGAAGAAGUCUCGUAGAUAUGGCAAGAAUUCUAAAUCUAAAAUAGUUUCUCAAUGA
This is a messenger RNA of Lolium perenne, 6781 nucleotides long. The record is from RefSeq and is a predicted model, not a curated record. NCBI's taxonomy places the organism in Eukaryota, Viridiplantae, Streptophyta, Magnoliopsida, Poales, Poaceae.